Messenger RNA from Paramormyrops kingsleyae, 1966 nucleotides. It is a transcript of the gene il1b, whose product is annotated as interleukin 1, beta. Gene Ontology annotation, molecular function: cytokine activity. The record is from RefSeq and is a predicted model, not a curated record. Gene Ontology annotation, biological process: cellular response to lipopolysaccharide; immune response; neutrophil activation. Lineage: Eukaryota; Metazoa; Chordata; Actinopteri; Osteoglossiformes; Mormyridae.
AAACAAAGAGGUGCAGGUACUGCAUUCCAGUGUCGGCUCACUUCAAGCACUGACUCUGUGCAAAUUUAACCUGUUUGCUCCAGAUCCAUGUAUAAAAACUGGUUCAACUGGCUGAAUUAAAGAAUUUUUUAAAAAAUAUUUUUUGGACUGCCGGAGGAAACCAGAGUAGGCUUCAAAGCCCAAACAAUGCUACCCAAUAAACCAUCACGCCCUCUUAAAAUGACAAUACAUUAUGAAUUUAUUAAUCUGUUGUCGGUAUUAACUCCAAGACUGAAUAAAAGAGAAUGUCUAUAUCCAUGUCAAUUAUUUAUUGCGAAACUUAAAACAGCAGUCCAUUUAAGAUUAAUGUGAAUAAAUCGUGAAUGAGAAUGGAAUUGUCUAGUUUACGGAGAACUGUCAAUUUCAGAGUGAAGUAUAUUAGAAAAUAUACCUAUAUCAACAAAGAUCAUAUUCACAUUUAUUAACUUGUUUCUUUGUUACACAAUAGAUCCCCAACCGGAUGUGAAACAGAAUUUCCUCAAAAUGCGAACAUAAAUAGGCGAGUCUGAAAGUCAAAUUUGAAAUACUUCCAAAGAAGGAUCUACACCAGAACCUCAAUAUUAUAACAACACAUCCAGUUUACUGUUCUACUUCGGACUUAUUUGCAGACAUGAUGUGUAACGCUGGUUUCGACCUGAGCCAGGCCCUAGAAUGCUCUGAUGGAUGUGGUGUUAAAUCCGAAAUGAGCCCACAGCAUCCAUUUAAGCGGGAGGGAUCGCUGUGUGACCUGCACUCUGGGAUUAAGCUGGAAGUCACCCUGCACCCUCACAACAUGCGGCAGGUGGCCAACCUCAUCAUCACCAUGCACAGGAUCAAGAACAACCAAAGGCUGAAGGGCACAGAGUUCAGUGACCAGGAGCUGCUCAACAUCAUGCUGGAGAGUGUUGUUGAAGAGUGUGUGGUGAGGGAUGUCGCUGACCAAACACAGAGCAGUGACACAGUAUUCACCAGCACGAGCCGGAUGGAGGAGUGCAACGUGUGUGACCAGUAUCAGAAGAGCCUAGUGCUGCACGAGGAGGCCCUUGAGCUGCAGGCUAUGUGGCUGCAGGGUGGCACUUUCAGUCACAGAGUGAGACUGAACCUGUCGACAUAUGUGAGUCCAAGUCUACCGGGUGGCUCCGCUCAACCAGUCGCCCUGGGCAUCGCUGGGACCAACCUCUACCUGUCAUGCUCCGUGAAGCAAGAAACACCCAUUCUCCAGCUGGAGGAGGUCAACAGUAGCUCCAAGCUGAAAAUCAUCAGUGCCCAAGCUGACAUGGCGCGCUUCCUGUUCUUCAAGAGGGGCUCUGCUCUGACCAUGACCAGCUUUGAGUCUGCCAAGUACAACGGGUGGUUUAUCAGCACCGCUAUGGAGGACGGAGAACGUGUGGACAUGUGCACCACACAGGAUAGCAGUCGUCUCACAUCCUUCAUGGUCAAACAGGUGUGAAGCCUUUUUUAUUUGUUAAUUUACCAGUGCCUUUGUAUGUAUGUACCAAGUACAACUACACUAUGUGCCUCAUUGUUUUGAUGUCGUUUGGUUGAAAAAUACCAACCCUUCAAGAGCUAACGCACUUCGCCACUAGGUGGCGAUUUAUUUUAAGUCACAUAUAACAUGUUAUUUUAUACAAAACAAAUUGUUUUGUUUUCGUUGCAAAAAUACGCUAUUGCAAUGGCUCUCUACUUCAGAUGAAUUAAGAUGUCAAAAUGCAAUUUGUGGCUAAUGAGAAAUCAUAUUGAAUUCUUGUUCCUUUAAGAUAUCGUUGCCCGUGGCUAACAGUGAAGCACUUGUCAUUUGUAUUUAUCUCGUGAAUUUUUGUUACGCUAUAAAAUGUAAAAGUAGCGCAUUUUACUGGUUAGGAUGAAUCGCAUAAUGCGUUUUAUGCACAUCAUGUAUUUUAAUUGUGACAUUUAAUUUAUAUUAAAAUAAAAUGAAGGCUACAAUACC